Molecule: messenger RNA, 403 nt
Organism: Oppiella nova
Lineage: Eukaryota; Metazoa; Arthropoda; Arachnida; Sarcoptiformes; Oppiidae
Source: the annotation of a GenBank genome assembly
ACGAAAUCGUAUUGAAAAACAAAACUUUAAAUUGUAUUCAAAGUUGUGUUGAAUUAGUAGUGAAUCGACAGUUGAUUGCAAUUAUUGACACAAUCAAGUGAUGCCUGAAAUCGCUUUCGAAAAGGUCUCGGCCUUCAGUUCUGAAGAUGCGGCCAACCAAUUGUUUGCCAACAAUUUGCUCAAAACAAAGGACUUUAAGUCUUGGAAAUGUAGGGAAUGGGAGGAUAAGAGUCACGUGAUUCUCGAGACCACCGAUGCUUACAAAGUGGAUAACAUAGAGAUAGGGAACGACUGUUCGGCGUUUGCGGAGGUUCUUGUGUCCAACACGAGUGCCCCAAACGCCAGGUUUCAGGUCCUGCUGUCGACGUCUUCAUUCAUGACCCCAUCCGACAGCAAACAACUG